Molecule: messenger RNA, 885 nt
Organism: Sclerotinia sclerotiorum 1980 UF-70
Lineage: Eukaryota; Fungi; Ascomycota; Leotiomycetes; Helotiales; Sclerotiniaceae
Exons: 7
Coding region: 1-885 (294 amino acids)
Biological process (GO): endoplasmic reticulum membrane organization
Cellular component (GO): endoplasmic reticulum membrane; plasma membrane
Molecular function (GO): FFAT motif binding
Source: RefSeq, a predicted model, not a curated record
AUGUCUGUCGAGAUCGAUUCGCAAGAGCUUGGCUUUCAUCGUCCAUUUACCUCUGAGGUUUCGCAAACAUUGAGAAUUAGAAAUCCUAAUCAUACUCCUGUUGGUUUCAAGGUCAAGACUACUGCGCCCAAACAAUACUGCGUGCGACCAAACUCUGGUAAAUUGGAGCCGGGAAGAAGUAUAGAUGUUACUGUUCUCUUACAGGCGAUGAAGGAGGAGCCACCUCUCGAUGCGAAGUGUAGAGAUAAAUUCCUAGUCCAAUCCGUCGAAAUUACUCCAGAUAAGGAGUUUGUAGACUCACCAUCAAACCAUGUCGACCGAGCAGAGAAGAAGGAUAUUCAAGAGAAGAAGAUUCGAGUUGUUUUCCUACCACCAAAGACAGCAGGAGGAGCAACAGUUACACCUUUGAGAAAUGGCGUUAGUGCAACAAAUAAUGCGAAUUCAAAUCCCGAUACUGCCCCUCCAGCAUACCGAUCCCCAUCUCCCGAAGAACACUUCACCCCUGCAACCAACCGUGUGGUAUCCGGAGGCUCAGGCCCAUCUGCCUCGGUCAGUGUAAGUGACGAGCCAGUUGGCAACCGCCACCUUGGCGAUGCCCGCUCCUCUGCUUUCAACCCCGCCACCAACGGCAAUGCCGCCACCGCUCCAACAGGAAUCCCUGCCUCUGUCGAAGAACUUCAAGCCCAACUCGCCGAAGCAAAGAAAACUAUUGCGUCCUAUGCCGAGCAAGGUGGUUUGAGAAUGAGAAAAGUAGCAAACGGGGAAACUUCAAAUGAGACGGUUAAUGAAGUGGCUACUAAGUUGCAAGGAGUAGAGGGUGUACCGGUACAAAUCGUCGCAGCUUUAUGUUUGCUCAGCUUCCUACUCGCGUACCUGUUCUUCUAA